AUGGCCGAAGGCACCCAGGGCCAUACUUCCUUCAGCCACUUUGGUGAUGCCUCGGCUGGUGCCGCUGCCGCAGCCGCUGCCCAUGCGACCCAUGCGACCACUGCAGGUGAUACAGCAGGUUCCCGCAGCUACAGCUCCCAUAGCUGUGACAAUGGCUGCACCAGCGCCGCAGACGCAGACUCCGCAGCCGGAGUCCCAACAAAGCUCCAACCGCAGCACCCCACUGUGUGGAGACCCAUGGGAACCUGUGGAGAUCGCCUCAAUAAGGAGCUACACUUCGUUUGGACUGAAUCGGAGGAACUCAUGUUGGAAUUCGCGGAAAUUGUGCCCUUCUAUGGCAAUAUGGGACGUCCGCAGGUCACACGACAUUGGUCCUUACGAUGGAACCCACUGUGGUGGCUCAGCAUCCUGGGCUGCGCCGUCUGCAUUCUGCUCGGCCAUGGAUUUCACGCGGCUGUUUGCCAGAGCGGUCCGGUGCGGAGUGACGAGUUGGAUGUGGAGCGACGCGCGAGAAUUUGGUGGGUCUACUGCUACUCCGGUGGCUUCGUCGGGACCGUGCUGACGGAUCUCUUCUCCCUUUGCUCCGCACUCCUUUCGGACGGCGACGCGGAGGAGAGGAACAGAACGGUGAGGUCUUGCGAGGUUGCGAUCUUGAUCCAGAUUUGGUACAUGGUGGGCGACUGGAAUCUCUUGUUCCGAAUGAGCCGCAAAGACACAGAGUUGAUGCAUGCAGCUGCCAUCAGUCGUGUGACCUUCGGAGCUGCCUUUCUGGUGGUGUUCGUCAUCGGUUUGCUAACUCCUGCGGGUCAGGCUGCCUUGGAGCACUGGGCCAAUGGUCGAGCUCCUCCUCCCCCACCGCACGGGAAACCGCCACCUCCACCGCCCAAAGAAACUGCCAUCACUUGGAUCAUCCGCUUGGUCUUUUGUGCCUUCAUGGUGGUGGCAUAUCUGGGGUACACACCACUGCUAUGCCUGGACUACCAUGCAGAGGAGGUUCGAGAGGCUCAACGCAGAGGAAUCUGGAAAUUGAAGGUGGCAUUGGUGGCCGGAGUGGUUGUCCUGGCAGCUGAGGGGUUUAUGUUUUCCAGGGGCCCUGGCCUAUGGAUGUUGGCAGCGCAGCCUUUCUUCGUAUUGGGUACGGCAUAUCUUAUGGAGGGGAGCCAACUGAGUUGGCGACGCUCUCUUGCAGCACUAGGCGCCUUGUUUCCCUUUGUUGUGGUGGGCAGCGGUUUUGCUGCCUGCGGCCCAGCUUUAUGGGAAAUCCUGGAUGCGUGGGCGAGUUUCGAUGCGUGGGAAGCACUGCAAUCUUGGUGGCCCAGCGAUGUUGCCAUCGCCGAAGCCGCAGCGUUUUCGCGGCGCGAAGGCUUCAAUCUCACAGCAAGGAAUGUGGCACUGUGGAAGCAUGGCAAUGGUGGGGGGCAAAGAACCCUGAGGAUGCAACAUCUCAAAUGUGCGAACAUGCUUGUGCUUGCGUCAGAUCAAGAUCAUGUCAUGAUACGCCAUGUUUAUUGGUUUCAUUGA
Messenger RNA from Cladocopium goreaui, 1521 nucleotides. The record is from the annotation of a GenBank genome assembly. Lineage: Eukaryota; Dinophyceae; Suessiales; Symbiodiniaceae.